Molecule: messenger RNA, 4619 nt
Organism: Syzygium oleosum
Lineage: Eukaryota; Viridiplantae; Streptophyta; Magnoliopsida; Myrtales; Myrtaceae
Exons: 7
Coding region: 310-4425 (1371 amino acids)
Source: RefSeq, a predicted model, not a curated record
ACGGCACGACCUGGCGCCACGAGCGCCUGAUUAUCCAGAGGGCCAUUUUCGUCAUUUCCCGGCGCCGGACGAAAUGAAAAGUUACCGAGGGGAGAAGGAAAUGCGGAGAGCGACUUCAGUGACGACGGUCAUCCAUGGCGUGAGAGAGACGGUGGGAGGCGUUUCUUUCUCCUCUUGCAGUGGAGACGACGCUGCUCUUUGCUUCUCCUUCGCGGCUUCCGCCCUCCACCAUAAUCGGAGCUCUCGUCUCUCCCGAUUUCUUGUGGGUAUUGAUCGGUUGGCCCCCUGAUCAUCUGUCUAGCAAGAACGAUGAGUAAUUGGCCCGGAAAUGGGGGCUUGUGCCCGGCGUCGUCGAAUUUAUCGGCGUUCGCGCAGCCUUUUACGAUCCCCCAGUUCGACCAAUAUCCCAAUUCGAUUCCUUUUUAUGUGGAUUCCGUCCAGCCGCCGUUUGAUCAAGGACCCGUGAAUUCUUCGCGCAACACUUGGGCGAAUCCGUGCCCUCCUAGUGCAAGAACCGAUUGGUUUCCCGCAUCGAAACCGGAGUUCGAUGUCGGGACUUAUUUAAACGCCUACGGUUACUCGGGUUCGGAGACUGUUGAUGGAGAAAAUACCCCUUUACCUUCGUGGAACUCUGUUGAUGUUGGAUUGAAUGAUAAGUUUGGUCGAUGUUCUGAUGGCUCGAGGAGUACCGUCAUGGAAAGUGAUGCGUUUUACCCCUUCAAUGUGUCGUCUGGGGUGGUUCAGGGUGCUCCCUCUGGGCUGGCUGCUCAGCGCGAUUAUGGCAGGAUAUCUUCUCCCUUUGAUGCAAAUUUGGAUAAGUUGCCUUGUGAUGAUCAAAGCAAAAGUGUGAGUUUGGGAGAUACAGUUGAAUCAAGUGGCCCUUGGAACGAGCAGGCACUGAGAUACCAUGGUAAAAGUGAGGAUUUAGGUGGGAGUUACUGCUUGAAGGAGCCAAUUGCAGCUCCAUUAAUGACUGAAACUUGUACAAAUGGAGGAGCUUCUCAUAGUGAUGGUCUUUCGAGUUGGGAAAAGCAUGGUGGAUUUCUAAGCAGAAAACAUGUAGAUGCAUCAUCAAGCUUGGAUUUGCCUGGAAUGUUUCAUGAAACAUAUCCUCAGGCAGCAAUGCCAGAGUUAUCUUCGAAUCUUGGGAAGAAACAGUGGCCAUAUGCUCAUAUAGAUGAAAAUGUUGUGUCAAAUCAUGUUGCAAGUGCGAAUGGUGGGAAUAUGAUUUUGGGAUCUUUCUCUGCCCCCCAGAUGGGACCUCCAGCUGAUGGAUUUGUCUCGGGAACCGGUGAAGUUUCAUUAGGAGGUCAAAAGAAGGGUAUGCACAGUGCUAAUGAGUACUAUGCUGGCAUUAUGCUAUCCAGUGUAAAUGAGCCUCAGUACCUGCAAGCUUCUGGUAGUAAAUUACUGUUUGAUGGCACCGAUCUCGGGAAAGGUGUGCCACAGCGUGGUUUAUUCGUGAAUGGUGGUAAGUCUGUAGCGAAAUCUAUGCCUGCACCCUCAAUGGGAUUCCCAAUUGAUGGUUUUAGGUCUCAAACUGGUGAAGUUUCUAUUGGAGAUCACAAGAAUGGUAGAGAUUGUGCUAAUGAGCUCUAUGCUGGCACUAUGCUGUCUAAUGUGAACGAGCCUUGGUCUGUAAAAGCUUUUGGAAGCAAGUCACAGCUUGAUAGCACGAGUCUUGGGAAAAAUGUGCUACAGCAUGGUUCUAGUGUGUAUGAUGGGGACUCUGUUGCCAAAUUGUUGCCUGCAACCACAAUGGGAUUCCCAAUUGAUGAUUUUAGCCCUCAAACUGGUGAGGUUCCUAUUGGAGAUCACAAGAAUAGUGCUAAUGAGCUCUAUGCUCGCAUGAUAUUGUCUAAUGUAAAUGAGCCUCAGUCCAUGCAAGCUUUUGGAAGCAAGUCACGGCUUGAUGGUGCCAGUCUUGGGAAAAUUGUGUCACAGCAUGAUUCUAUCGUGAAUGAUGGGAACUGUGCUGUGAAACCUUUGCUUGCGCACACUGUGGGAUCCCCAGUUGAUGGCUUUAGCUCUCGAGCUGGUGAAGUUUCUUCAGGAGAUCACAAGGAUGGUAGAGGCUGCACUAAUGAGUGCUAUGCUAGGAUUCUUCUAUCUAGUGUAAACAAGCCUCCAUUCGUGGGAGUACGUGGAAGUGAAUCACAGUUUGAUAGUGCAGAUCUUGGGAUCCAACUAGGGAGAAGGGAUUUUACCUUUGAGGAACCAUACCAUCUCGAAGAUGAAGACCGAUCAAAUAGCAAAUGUGAUUCGAAAGAUGCAUUUCAUCAUUUAGCUGGGGCAAAUUUGGAAUGUGAAGAUCCUUUGACGUCGGAUCAAUUCAAUUUAGCACUGGAGCAUCAUCGUACUCUGCUGUAUGCUGAAAAGCACACUGGUGCCAAUUCUGGAACCGGAAAUCCUCAUGUAACGUUAGACAGAUUUAGUUUGCCAUCGAAGGGAAAUCAUGCCUUGAAUUCUGCUGGGAGCCCUUCUGUGGGUUUACUUCAGUUUGAACAUGUCGUGGACUCUCCUUGCUGGAAAAAAGCAGUUGCACACUCAAAGCACAGGGAGGAACCUGAACGAAGCGAUUGUGAUCUGCUACAGGACCUUCGAAUCUUUGGCAAUACCUUAUAUCCUACUAAGGUCUCUUCUGAUAAACCAAGCGCAGGAAAAGUACUCUACAAAGGUGGAUGUAGUAACAGAGCUUCAGUGUCACCCUCAGUGCUGCAUGCCUUUGUUAAUCCAUCAGGCAGAGAGGGAAGAUCCAAUGAUAGUGAGGAUGUUUGCUUGAGUGAUUCAAAACAGGUUCCGUUUUCUAAUGAUGUCGGGGAAUCUGCUGGACAUUGCAUUACGUGCCAAGAAUCAAUCGGUGAUUCUAGCGCUAAACUUUCUCAUCCCACACAGCAGAGUUCAGGAGAAGGCGAUGUGACCUCUGACAAAGGGCACACGCCCACCCAUCAUGUCUCUGAUACAAAUGAAAAUGAUUCUUUCAAAAUGGAUCCACCUCAAGGGUUGCUUCUUUCUAUGAAGCAUGUGUUGGAAUCAACCAAUGCAGUAGAUAAUUCUCCUGGACUUGCCCAAUGGGAUAGGGGACCAGUAAUACCAAUGGUAGAUGGACAGAUGCUUGUUUCAACUUUGCAUAAUCUUUCAGAGUUACUUCUCCAUUCAUGUUUAAGUGGUGCUUGCGACUUGAAGGAAAGAGACACUGAUGUCAUUCAAAAGGUGAUUGAUAAUCUUUGUGCAUGUUCAUCGAAGAAUGUUGAGCAGAUGACUACACAGCCCAAAAUACAUAAUUCUGAGGAACCCAUGUACAAGAGUUUUGAAGCAUCACCUGAUCUUGACAUGAGUGCUAGUACAAAUAUGCCUCCUCUUGCCAGUGCAUUUUCAGUAAAUAUUCAGGGUCAGAUUGACAAUCACUGUGCCUUUGACAAGCAGAGGCAAGAUACUGGGUUUGAUAAUGAGGUUGAAAGUUCUUCUGAACUUUCCUCCUCUAGGGGUAAUGCCCUGAUAAACAAAGACGAUGCCAUGACCCAGGCUAUCAAGAAGAUUCUCAGUGAGAAUUUUCAGGUUGAGGAUGAUUCACAGCCACAAAUACGCUUAUUUAAGAACUUGUGGCUUGAGGCAGAGGCUACUCUAUGUUCCAUGAAUUACAAGGCUCGCUUCAAUCGCAUGAGGAUUGAGAUGGAUAGUUCCAGGUCCAAUGAACUGGAAGAUACACUUGGAAAUAAUUUGGAUGUGGAGAACUUAUCAGAUAUUGGAGUUGCUAUUCAAUCAAACGAAGAUGAUAAAUUGUUGGCUGGGACAAGGAGCCAUGAAAAGCCUGAGAAGCUGCAUGCCUCUGUUCAGAGUCCGACUGUGGUCAGCACUAUUGGCAGCAUGAUCGAUUCUACCACCAACCUUUUAGCUCAAAGUUGCUGGCCUCAUAACUUAAGUACUAAAAAUACUCCAAAUGUGGAGGAACAAGGGCCUCUGAAAGUGUCUCCUGAUCUCAGCAGGACUGCAGAAUUGACAGCCGGAGCAUCCAAAGAGAAUGGUAGCCUUGCAUCUGAAAUCUCUCUGAAUUCUCCUGUAACAGGUGCAAUCUGCUGCACUGACGACGUAGAGGCUUCUGUUAUGACCAGAUUGAAAAUCCUGAAACAAUGGGACGAGAGCUUAAGUUCUGAAAAUCAGACACAGAUUCCUCCAGAUUCAGUUGAUCUCGGGGUCGCACUUAAUGAACCAGUUGCUAGAGAAAAAUUGACCGAGGAAAACACGACCCUUUCUGGUGGCAAGUUGAAAAUGGAGUCACGCGGUGGUGUUGGAGAUAGUCAAAUACUCCAUUCUCGAAGGAAAGAUGAGCUCAAAACCCCGCUCUCUGCAGGUUGGCAGGACUGCUCAUCAGACUGGGAGUAUGUGCUGAAAGAGGAGAUUACUGGCAGAGAUAUCGAACCUUGACUGAAGGAGUUGAGUGUUCCUCAGAUGUGAGUGAUCACCUCAUGAUUUACUGGAUCUGUAUCUCCUGUCUAUGUUAUGUAGAACACUCUGGUGAACCCGUGAAUUGCUCUUAUGGAGCUGGUCUCCGAAACUUGUAUAUAUCUUUCGGAAUGCUCUGUCGUACUUCAAGCUAAAUAAGACAAGUUGCGCUUGCA